Molecule: messenger RNA, 1753 nt
Organism: Diospyros lotus (date-plum)
Lineage: Eukaryota; Viridiplantae; Streptophyta; Magnoliopsida; Ericales; Ebenaceae
Product: putative UDP-glucuronate:xylan alpha-glucuronosyltransferase 5
Exons: 2
Coding region: 1-1740 (579 amino acids)
Biological process (GO): xylan biosynthetic process
Molecular function (GO): glycosyltransferase activity
Source: RefSeq, a predicted model, not a curated record
AUGGCCCUGAAUCUUCCAUUUGGUUCUAGAUUAAUACCUCUCAUCACUCUCCUUUUUAUCUCCCUUACCCUUCUACUCCUAAUCAAACCAAAUCAAAACAGCAUUCACCACUUCAAGAAUGUAACACAGAGCCCAGAAUGGUACAAUGUCCUGAUGAAAGAAACCCAAGGGAAGAAGAUCAAGGUUGGUUUACUUAACAUUGAUGAAGGAGCUGAUGAAAUUGAUCAACUGCAUGGACUCGUCGAGAUAGUCACAGUUCGUUUUGAUCAUGUGAACAAGGAUCGCCAAUGGUUAGACUUCUUCCCGGAGUGGAUGGAUGAAGAUGAGAUAGAAGGUCCACCAUCAUGCCCAGAAAUCCCCAUGCCGGAGUUUGAGGAUUAUCAUGGACUUGAUGUGGUGGUUGUUCAGGUUCCAUGCAAAAGAGGGUCAGACAAAGAAGGCAUCAGGGACGUGUUUAGGUUACAACUCAACCUAGUGGCUGCUAAUCUGUUGGUGAGGAGUGCUGGAUGGAAGAAUCACAGUAAUUAUCAAUGGGAUCGGACAGUGUAUGCUGUGUUCAUCGGUUCUUGUGGGCCCAUGCGUGAAAUUUUUAGAUGUGACGAUCUCCUGGUGCAUGAAGAAGAGUUUCUGGUCUAUAAGCCACAUUUGAGGAAACUAACACAAAAGGUGCGCAUGCCUGUUGGGACUUGCCAGAUUGCACCUCCUCAUGAAGAACCAGGUGAAGAAGUGGGGAGAAGAGCUGAACACUCCACAGCCAAUAACACUGAUCUAUUGAAACCAAGGGAGGCCUAUGUGACCGCUCUUCAUUCUUCAGAUACCUAUGUUUGUGGGGCAAUAGCUUUGGCCCAAAGCCUCAUCCAAACUAACACUACAAAAGACUUAAUCCUUCUUGCUGAUGACUAUAUAACUACGAGAUCCCUGCAAGGUCUAAGAGCAGCAGGAUGGAAGAUCAAGCACAUUGAGCGCAUCCGAAGUCCACAUGCUAAAAGAAAGAUUUAUAGUGAAUGGAACUACAGCAAGCUCAGGAUAUGGCAACUCACAGAAUAUGAUAAAAUUAUUUACAUAGAUGCUGACCUCAUAGUUCUUGACAACAUCGACAAGUUCUUUGUUUACCCACAGCUGUCAGCAGCCGCAGAUAUUGAUUCUGUGUUCAAUUCUGGGGUCAUGUUGGUUGAGCCAUCCCAGUGUACUUUUGAGACCCUAAUGGAAAAAAUGUUCAAAGUGGCAUCAUAUGAUGAGGCUGAUCAGGGUUUUCUUAAUGAGAUGUUUACCUGGUGGCAUCGAUGGCCUUCGAGGAUAAACCACCUUAAGAUAUUUGAUCGAGUGGUUGACAAGAAGCAUGAGAUUCCUGGAAAUUCUUCUGUAAUACAUUACAUGGGGUUGAAACCAUGGAUAUGCCUUGCAGAUGAUUAUGACUGUAACUGGGACAUACUGGGACUUCAUCGAUUUGCCAGUGACUCUGCUCAUCGGAGGUGGUUGCAGGUCUAUGAGGCCAUGCCUAAAAAGCUACAAUGGUAUUGUGAGCUCACCAUACAAGAAGAUCCACACAUUGAAAGGAUAAAAAAAUGGAGAGAGAGCUACAAGGAUGGUACCUUUUUUCAGGGGACUUGGAAAAUCUACCUUCUGAUUCCUUUGUUUAUCUUUUUCUCUCUUGUUGUUCUUCAGAGGGAGAAGGUUAUUUCAACCAUUGCGCAUGUAUUAUCUCUUGCCAGACCUUACUUUGACAAGAAGAGCAAUUGAAAAGAAAAGGAAA